AUCGCCUUCAUUGGCCUUCAUAGUGGUUAGUUGCAGUGGUUAAAGAACGUUUGGUUCAGUAUUCAGUAGUGCUGCGACAACGAUAGCGGUAGUGUUAAUGAUGAAUGAAUAAGCCAUUUAAUAUAAGAGACGUAUUAGUUCUGUUAGUAUUUAAUAUUUUAUGUGUAUAAUUUGAAAAUAUGAAGCAUGAGGUAAAAAAGAAAUAAGUAUCGCGUAAAUUAAUAAUUUAUAUUAAUCAUCAAACUGAUUUGUUGCAUUGAGGUUUUAUAUACUUAAAUUUGCUGAAUUCCUGGGAAAUAUGGAUAUGUUUGGUCUUCAUCAAUUCGUUGCAGCACCAAUAAAAAAUCUUUUUCGAUUUCAACGCAUUAAAGAUAGAAUUAAAACUUUGCAUGCAUUGGAAAUUUUAAUUGGGCCUAUUUAAAUGAAAUGCAUUGCUAUUCUGCUUAUAAAUGGACAAAGAAGUAAUUUCAUCAAGUAAUGUUAUCUAUAGAAGAUCCAAUUUGUAUGGAUACUGAACUAUUAAAUCUUUACAAUGUUUUGGAAUAUAUGGAACGUGUAUUAUCAUCAAAUAAUAAAAUGGAUGAAUCCUCCAGCAUGUAGUAACGAAGCAUAUAUACCUACUUCUGUAGAACACAUGGCAAAUGUAGCUACUCAUGGGAUUUGGGUUGUACCAUCAGUUAUAGGUAGCUUGGAAUUGGUUCGCCGCUCUAUGACAUGGACCCAAUUAGUAUCAGCUUAUGUAUAUGGCACAUCCUUGAUUCUUAUUUUUACGGUCUCAACGUUUUUCCAUAGUGUACAUUACUGCAAUAAUAACAGACACCUUAAAGAAAUACUUCAUCGUUGUGAUCGUGCCAUGAUUUACAUUUUUAUUGCUGCUAGUUAUUUUCCUUGGUUAAAUGUAAAUCACUUCCCAAAUGAUGAAUUAUUAUUUACAAUGCGUUAUGCUGUUUGGAUUAUGGCAAUAUUGGGUAUAGUGUAUCAACAAAUCUUCCAUGAACAAUAUAAAAUGUUAGAAACAAUUUUUUAUUUAAUUAUAGGAAUUGGUCCUAGUUAUGCAAUUAUUAAUGCAUAUCAUCAAUAUAACAUUACUGAAUUAAAAUUGGGAGGACUGUUUUAUAUUUUUGGCAUUGCGUUUUUUAAAUCUGAUGGAAGAAUACCAUGUGCACAUGCAAUUUGGCACCUUUUUGUUGCUGUAGCAGCUGGUUUUCAUUAUUAUGCCAUACUAAAUCAUGUCUUUCCUGCAGUCUGUCUGUCAAAUAAUUUUAUGACAGCAGAUGUAUCAUCAUUACCAAAACUGUUAAAAUGUCAUAUUGAUGACUUAUAAAAUCGAAUUUUUUAUUAUAUUAAUUUUGUAUCACAUCAAAAUUUUACAAAUGAGAAUUUUUAACAUAAAAUUGAUAAAAUGGACACAUAGAGGACAUAUGUAUGAAGGUUAACUACGUUUUUUUACGCCUGUUAUUUUCUUUAAUACGUACAUUUUACUUAGCUUCACUGGAUUGUAUUCCCAAUAUGGUUGAUUUGUCAAUAUUAUAUUCUGAUGACAAAGUUGAUUCGCCCAUUUUCAGUCGUUUGAGGAUAUUAUGUUUUUUUACCAAGAUUUAGUAUUAUUCUCUUUCCAAGAUAUAUUGCCAAAAUAUAGAUACAUUAAAUUUUUUUCAAUAAUUUGAGCCAAUUUUGAGCUUCAUUGUUAUAUAGUAUCGUCUCAGUAAUGUGUUCAUAUUCCUUCAAUGGGACAUAUGAAAUAUGUUCUGAAUACGACAAAUAGCUAGAUAAUAAAUAAUAGAAGAUCAGCUACAAGUUCAAAUAUCUGAAACUGAGUUAUUAACUUGUAUCUGUAAACAAAGUGUGAUAAAUGAAGAUAAACAAAGCUCUACUUUAUAUAUGUACUUUCUAUAUAAUAAUUUGAAUUUAUAUAAAAAGUAUGAUAGCGAACCCAAGUUUGUAUAAUAAGUCAACAUGUUAGUUAAAUUAGAGACUGACAAAAUUUGUUCAGAUAAAUGGAAUCCUAUUGUAAUAGUAAAUGAUGCCUAACAUUUUAGUAUAAAUUAUUUACUUCCUGUAUAGCAUAUAUUUGUAUAGCAAUUAUU
Messenger RNA from Bombus pascuorum, 2087 nucleotides. RefSeq names its product monocyte to macrophage differentiation factor 2. The record is from RefSeq and is a predicted model, not a curated record. Bases 533 to 1324 code for a protein of 263 amino acids. Gene Ontology annotation, cellular component: membrane. Gene Ontology annotation, molecular function: pore-forming activity. NCBI's taxonomy places the organism in Eukaryota, Metazoa, Arthropoda, Insecta, Hymenoptera, Apidae. The transcript has 6 exons.